This is a messenger RNA of Ostreococcus tauri, 693 nucleotides long. RefSeq names its product Ribosomal protein S3, eukaryotic/archaeal. Lineage: Eukaryota; Viridiplantae; Chlorophyta; Mamiellophyceae; Mamiellales; Bathycoccaceae. Gene Ontology annotation, cellular component: nucleus; cytosolic small ribosomal subunit. The transcript is spliced from 3 exons. Gene Ontology annotation, biological process: translation. The record is from RefSeq and is a predicted model, not a curated record. Gene Ontology annotation, molecular function: structural constituent of ribosome; RNA binding. Bases 1 to 693 code for a protein of 230 amino acids.
AUGGCCACCAACAUCAGCAAGAAGCGCAAGUUCGUCGCCGAUGGCGUCUUCUUCGCCGAACUCAACGAGAUGCUCGUCCGCGAGCUCGCCGAGGACGGGUACUCCGGCGUUGAGGUUCGCGUCACGCCGAUGCGCACGGAGAUUAUCAUUCGCGCCACGCGAACCGCGAACGUGCUCGGCGAGAAGGGCCGACGAAUUCGUGAGCUCACGACGCUCGUCCAGCGACGAUUCGGUUUCGCCGAAGGCACCGUUGAGCUCUACGCGGAGAAGGUGAACAACCGCGGGUUGUGCGCGAUCGCCCAGUGCGAGUCUUUGCGCUACAAGCUCCUCGGCGGUCUCGCCGUGCGACGUGCGUGCUAUGGCGUGCUUCGUUACAUCAUGGAGUCUGGCGCCAAGGGUGCGGAGGUUGUCGUCUCUGGUAAGCUUCGCGGCCAACGUGCGAAGGCGAUGAAGUUCAAGGAUGGUUACAUGAUUUCUUCCGGUAACCCGGUUCGUGACUACAUUGUGUCUUGCACCCGUCACGCGUUGCUCCGCCAAGGUACCAUCGGUAUGCGCGUUAAGAUCAUGCUCGACCACGAUCCGAAGGGCCGCGACGGCCCGUCCACGCCGAUCCCGGACACCGUCGUCAUUCACACUCCGAAGGAGGACGAAGACAUGGCCAAGCCGUACGUUGGUAAGGAGUUGGACAUGUAA